AUGGUCUCUACUUACAGAUUCUCUUCCAGCUCCCGUAACAUUGCCCUUUUGAGUAUUUUCGCUGUCGUCGCCGGGGGGUACCUCGCUUUUCGAGCCCAAUCGCCCAGCAAGAACGAGCCAUUGGUGUCGAAGAAAGAGGUCGAGACAAUGUCUGGGAGUCCGGCCGGAUUGAUGGCAUAUUUCUCUGUCGAAAUGAAGGCUGUACUUACGGUGUUGUUUGUUCGUCUUCGGGUUGAUGAAUCGGAUCUCUUCGCCCAGAUGUGUCGAUACAUGCCUGUCUCUCACCCUGUCAUCGCCCAGCACAGACCUACUGGGGCGGCUCCUCGGCGACAUGGAGUUGCAUGCGAAGCCGCCGAGUCCAUCCGCUGGUCGGUCCUUGCAAAUCCGGAGAAUCUUCACAAGAAGGAUAUCGAGAUGAUGGUUCGCGACAGCUGA
Messenger RNA from Aspergillus fumigatus Af293, 435 nucleotides. RefSeq lists its product as uncharacterized. NCBI's taxonomy places the organism in Eukaryota, Fungi, Ascomycota, Eurotiomycetes, Eurotiales, Aspergillaceae. The transcript is spliced from 3 exons. The record is from RefSeq and is a predicted model, not a curated record. Bases 1 to 435 code for a protein of 144 amino acids.